CGGCGCGGCCCCCCGCGCCGCCCGCCCCACAACAAAACUUGCCGCGCUCCCGGGAGCCCGGCUCCGAGAGACCUGCGGUCGGGACCGGAGGGGAGACGGGCCGGAGCGCGGGCCGGGACAGCAGCCGGACGGCGGCGGGACCCGCGCGUGCCAGGGGCGCGAGGCGAGGCGGGCCGAGAGGCGGGUCUCAGUCCAGAGGGCACCUUCUGCAAAUAUGUCUGUGGAUCCCUUAUCCAGCAAAGCCCUGAAGAUCAAGCGCGAGCUGAGCGAGAACACGCCGCACCUGUCGGACGAGGCGCUGAUGGGGCUCUCGGUGCGCGAGCUGAACCGGCACCUGCGCGGGCUCUCGGCCGAGGAGGUGACGCGGCUCAAGCAGCGGCGCCGCACGCUCAAGAACCGCGGGUACGCGGCCAGCUGCCGCGUGAAGCGCGUGUGCCAGAAGGAGGAGCUGCAGAAGCAGAAGUCGGAGCUGGAGCGCGAGGUGGACAAGCUGGCGCGCGAGAACGCCGCCAUGCGCCUGGAGCUCGACGCGCUGCGCGGCAAGUGCGAGGCGCUGCAAGGCUUCGCGCGCUCGGUGGCCGCCGCCCGCGGGCCCUCCGCGCUCGUGGCGCCCGCCAGCGUCAUCACCAUCGUCAAGUCGGCCCCGCCCCCGGCUCCGGGCCCCGCCCCCGGGCCCGCCCCCGCCGCCUGCUCCUAGUGCCCGCCGCCCCCCGCCCCGACCACGCCCCAUUCCCAAGCCACGCCCCUCCCACCCCGCUGCCUCCCCCAAGUGCCUAAGCGCCGUCUCCGUCCCCAGCUGCCAUUUCUCUCCAGCCAUCGUUCAUCUCCAGCCAUUUCUCUCCACCCUGUGGUGGACACACGUUCCCUCCCCAGAGCCAGUCUUCCUCGUGCAGCCCCUGAAACCAGGACCUAAUGGCCCUGGGGAGGGGCAACCUUGGUGAGAGAGCAGGUAGGGUGGGGGUGGGGUCUGGGGUCUCCAGAGGCUUAAAGUUCAGCCUUCUUAGAUUGGGAGGGUGGGAUAAGAGCGGAUUAGAGAAGGGCUGUUGGAGAGAAGAGGGCCACCCCUCGUUGUGCAAACUGCUCGGAUUGUGCCGACGGCCCCUCCGCAUCCUCCCAGGAUUCAGGACUGGGUCUGGCCUUGUGUGCGCUUGUGGGGCUGUCUCGCUGGGAAGCUGAUGCUCCACCUCUGCUUUGGGCCUUGAGGUGCCUGCCUUCCCCAGCUGGGAGAGUCGUUAGAAACUGCCUAGUGACGCCCAGUUACCAGAUGGGGAAACUGGAGGCCUCCAGCGGACUGACAGCGCCCAAAGCCACAUAUGCUUAGCGGUUGAACUGGAACUAAAAGGCAGGUCUCGCCACUGCUGCCUGGAGAUUCUAGCCAUGGUUGUCAGGGGGACAGUGGACAGGGACUGAGACAGUGGUGGGAGGGCCUCCCUGGCUGGGAGACAGCUCUCUGUGAGUCAGGAGAAGAGAAGUGGAGGGAGAGAGAAGGUGAUGCAGAUGGAAGUGAGGGAAGGAGCUGGCCUGGCUCAACCCUGGCCUCUCGCUGCAGCCAGGGAGCUGGCCAACCAACGAGAAAAGGGACCAAGGAGGUGACUACUGUGGCAGGUGGGGAGAUGAGAAGACAGAUCUUGUGGUCUUGCAGCCUGGGGGUGGGGUCCUUAAGAGGGAAGGGUCCCACCUUUCCCCCUGUGAGUGUCCACUGUGGCAUGGGGCUGACCACUGCCAUUGAUUGCCUUUCUCCUGGGAAGCUCAGCCCCAACCCCUCCCCCCACACUGUAUACAGCCGCCCCUCCCCGCUGUUUAUUUAUUGCACGAAUCUAAAUUAUUCUCCCCAGCCAGAGCCCUAGCACCCACUCCCUGGAAAAGUGGUGUGUGGCCCUGAGCUGGACUUUAUAUUUUAUAUCUGCAAAUAAAUCGCAUUUUAUCUUAUAUUUAGGGAAAGCCGGAUGGCAACAACCACCAAAAAAUGUUAAAAAAAAAAAAAUUGCCCGGCCCCCAGAAUUUAUUUAUUUUCUGACUUACAGUAAGCGAGUUAUCCGCCUUCUGUAUUUUGUAGACUUUCUGAAUAAAGUCAAGUUCUCUUUUUCCACA
Diceros bicornis minor is the source of this 2091-nucleotide messenger RNA. It is a transcript of the gene MAFF, whose product is annotated as MAF bZIP transcription factor F. Gene Ontology annotation, molecular function: DNA-binding transcription factor activity, RNA polymerase II-specific; RNA polymerase II cis-regulatory region sequence-specific DNA binding. Gene Ontology annotation, biological process: regulation of epidermal cell differentiation; regulation of transcription by RNA polymerase II. NCBI's taxonomy places the organism in Eukaryota, Metazoa, Chordata, Mammalia, Perissodactyla, Rhinocerotidae. The record is from RefSeq and is a predicted model, not a curated record. Bases 215 to 697 code for a protein of 160 amino acids. The transcript is spliced from 3 exons. Gene Ontology annotation, cellular component: nucleus.